This is a messenger RNA of Synchytrium microbalum, 813 nucleotides long. RefSeq lists its product as uncharacterized. The record is from RefSeq and is a predicted model, not a curated record. The transcript is spliced from 4 exons. Lineage: Eukaryota; Fungi; Chytridiomycota; Chytridiomycetes; Synchytriales; Synchytriaceae. Bases 1 to 813 code for a protein of 270 amino acids.
AUGUCACAUAUUCUGAAACACAAGUCGUGGCAUGUGUAUAAUGCCAAGAACGUAGAGAAAGUACGAAAAGAUGAAGCUGCUGCUCAGGAAGAACAAGACAAGAACGAUGCCAGAGCUCAACUAGCCGAGCAAGAGCGUAGGAUAACGCUGCUACGACAUCAAAAACAAGAUCGUGAGAAGGUUGAAGAUGACCAUCCUGCUGAUCAACAAUCCAAGAAAUUAGAGCGCUUUCAACUUUUUGAUGAGCCUACUGCUUCUGGUGCCAAUCUUGAAUAUGAGGACGAGAAGCGCAAAGAAAAGGAAAAGCAAGACCGUCAGUAUACAAUGUACCUCGGACAACUCAAAGAUGCACCUACGAAAGCUCCGUGGUACAUGUCUAACGAUCCAGCACUGGUCGAGACCAAUGACGCCAAAGACGAGGAGAGAAUGAAGAAGGAAAUUGCAAAGCACCAGAGGGAGGAUCCUAUGGCAUCCCAAAUCAAAAAGUCAUCAUCUUCUUCCAAGAAACAUUCAACAACUUCCUCGCCGUCUUCCUCGUCAACUGGUAGUCAGUCAUUUGACAUUCAAAGACUUCGGGAACUGAGGCUGAAACGUGAGGCUGCUGAACGGGUCAAAACCAAAGUUUUGAUCAAUACGGGCAAGCCGCCAGAGGAUGUAGUGAAGCACGGGGAGGACACACGCUUCUUCCACUCGCAAUUCAAUCCAGAUCUUGUCAGAAGACCAGUAGACAGACCACCUGACAGAAAGAGAAGGCACGAUGGUGACGAGGGAGCACCUUCUGGUCGAUCAUCACAAAAUGUGCGCUUCAGUUAA